Molecule: messenger RNA, 3713 nt
Organism: Bufo bufo (common toad)
Lineage: Eukaryota; Metazoa; Chordata; Amphibia; Anura; Bufonidae
Gene: NYAP1
Product: neuronal tyrosine phosphorylated phosphoinositide-3-kinase adaptor 1
Exons: 9
Coding region: 996-3257 (753 amino acids)
Biological process (GO): phosphatidylinositol 3-kinase/protein kinase B signal transduction; neuron projection morphogenesis
Source: RefSeq, a predicted model, not a curated record
AGGAGCGGGGGCCCAGACAGCAGCGGGCCGUGGUAAUGACAGGUCUGUCUGCUCCGGUCCGGCCUGUGCUGUCAGCGCCGCCACAGUCCUCCUCAUAGCAGAUGGCAGAGAGGUCACAGCCGGAAACCGCUCCGGUACCGCCGCCUGAUCGUUAGAGAGAUCAGAGAACUGUCCUUGAAGAUGUCUUCCAGUUUCCACGUCUUCUGACUCUAUUGUCAUGGACAAAUUUCUACAAAAAAAUCUACACAUUGUUUUUUUUUCUCGUGAAGAUCUUACUAUGGGAAACCAAGACAGGAGAAGCACCACCCAGUCCGGAAUGUCUUAUCUGGAACCAGUUUGUGUGACCUCUUUAUGGGCUUCUUAUCUGCGUGCCGCUGGUGGCCAAGACAUCAUCCACCACUGACUUGAGUCAGCAAAGAGAACUUCCUCAUUCUGUGGACAAGACACAUAUACUGACAUGAUCUGUAAUCUGUACAUACUGAUCUUGUUUUUCAUGUACGAUAGCUGGUAACUUACCAACCCGAAUUCCUUUAUGUGGUCAAAUUAUGCUGGAGGUUUUGUAGAUGACUUUUGCCGAUGGACCAUCUUCCAGGCUCGAUUGUGCAGUAUCAUUAGAUUACUUUGUGUGGAGGAGAUGCAUGGCAAAUAGCGUCUUCGUAUGGUCAUGGUCUGUACUCCUAUUGGAUCCAUGUGAAUUCGGCAACGUCUUCGUAGGAGGAAGAAGCUUCCACCACUGACUGUGAAAUGUAGGACAGAGGUUUGAAACGUUUUGUACAGAGGUUUUCAGAACAGACUUUAUAGAUUGAUUCCCGACUCGGGACAGGAACAGGAUCCUGCAUGAACGUCUCUAGACAGUCACUGUAGAGGACGUGAGGUCAGUUUAUUCAACUUGACCCACAUGCAAGAUCGAGAGACAUGGCUGUGGGAUGAACUUACCAAAGUGAGACACCCCAAGUCUCCACCCUCAGCGGGGUCUAAAGGUCGGUCUCCAGAAGAUGACCCCCAGCUCCUCUGACACUGUGACAUUUCUUGGGAUAGAAAAGGCUGGAGCCAUGAAUCUGCUGUACAGGAAGAGCCGAGUGGAGUGGAGACAGAAGGAGGAGGAACCUAAGAAAAGCUCUGGAAAGGUUCGGGACAUGGCUUCUUUCCGUCGCCAUUUCCGGAUGGGUUUCAUGACGAUGCCAGCCUCUCAAGAGCGGGCCCCUCUCCCAUGUGCCAGUGCCAUGGCCCCUCGGUCUCUUUCCUGUCACUCAGUGGGCAGUGCACCAGAGGAUAGUGGAAACGAAGGGGGCCCCCCGGGGAGGAGACCUCCAGCAAAACCUAAGAGAAACCCCAGCACAAAACUCAGCCUUGGUGGAGAAGGACGGACGGCAGAGGAACGUAGGAUCAGGAAGGAAGGGUCCAUAAAAAGUGCCUCUGACACUCGCCGGAUGCCCCCGCAGAAACCACAGCGCAGCCCCCAUACACAUCUGUCUGCCUCCUUUGACGACGCCUAUGCGAACCGACCUGCCUCAACAUCUGCCAUUCUCACUUCCAGCAAUCGCACCUCUUCGCCCUCCCCAGAAGAACCUGUGUACAUUGAGAUGGUAGGCAACGCGUCUCGAAGGCCUCCUCCCCCACCCACCCCAGCACCACCAGAGGAGGAGUCAGAUGGUGAAGAAGAGGCGAUCUAUGAGGAAAUGAAGUACCCUCUUCAUGAAGAGCAGCCAUCCCAUCUGAGACAUCCUCAACGCCGCCGGCUUCCACCACCUAGAACUCCGGAGGUUGACAUACCUCCACCUUUUCCUAACCUCCUACAGCAUCGACCUCCACUUCUUGGAGCACCAUCUGGAAAGGGCCAAAAAGUCACAAAGCCUUCGCAGCCGGCCGCAUCUUCUAAGCUGCCGGUUCCUCACAAGGAGAUGCCAAGCGCAGCCUCCUCAUCAUCCGUUCAUCUCCCUCCAUCUGGUCGUGCUCGCAGUCACUCAACACCGUUGCCCCCGCAGACGUCUGCCCAGCGUAGACCAGAGUCUGAAACCCCGAGAGGGUCGACGUUCUCACAGGAAAAGGGGUCAUCGAUGUUGCCCAUUCCCCAUGGACAUAAUCGGGACAAAGCCCUUUCUUACACCAUGGUGUAUUCUUCCGUCAAGGUGACACAUUCUCUCUUACCAGCCUCACAGGUUGAGGAAAAAACUGAGAGGGAGAUCUCGGUCUUAGCUGGACUUAUCUGUCCAGCAUCCCGUGUGGCGGGCACACAACUCCCAAGUCGACCUCCUUCAGCACACCUCCAUCAGGUCCAAGGGGAGCAGGCUUCUCCUGCCGUCUGGACAUACCCUACGGGCAAGAGACCACCAGCAUACGAGACCAGCAUAAAGGGCUCAAGAACACCAGUCGUUCAGGCCUCCGAAACCCGUGUAGGUGUUGGGGCAGCAGAGGAGGAGAGGCCUGGGUCUGUAUGGGAAUUACAGAGAAGGAUGUCAUGUGGGCGUCGGAGCCAACUUGGUGAACCAUUACCCGAUGCUCCCCGCGUUUGGAACGGGAAUCCAGGAAGACCAGAGAAGACCGGCCAUGGGACAACUGCAUCUGGGAUCCCUGUUCGGAGCCAACAAAGCCUGGACAGUGCACUUGCCCGUGGGGUGGCACGGACCGGUCUUCCAGUGCCAUGCCAAACCUUUCCAGCAUGUCACAGGAGUGCAGAUUUCGGAGGUGGAUAUCGCCUGGGCCGUUCCGCCUCUACCUCCGGGGUGCGCCAGACAUCUGCCCACAGGCAAAAUCAGAACAUUAUUCCCAAAUGGAGUUCUCACCUCUCUGCAGAGCAUUACUGCUGCAUUGUGAUCAUCCUCUUUCUCCGCAGAGCGAUUCGCCUCCAUGCUGAUUACUUUCCGCUGAUUUCUGACCUCAUUUCCUAUCUCUCCCUGCAGAGCCUCAUUCAUGCUUCCCGUUAUCUCCAUUACCCAUGUGUGCAGAUUAUCGCACCUCUCUGUACAGCAAGAGCCUCGCAUGCACAUACUCUCAUCUUCACACAGGCGGUUUUGUCCCCCACCCCCACGCUGCCCUCUGGUGGCCGGGAACGUGAUGGAAAAUUGCAGGAAGUGAUUGAGAGGAAGAGAUUUCUGUGCCACGAGAUCAAGUCGCGGCAGCCACGGGCAGAGAGGGGGCUCUGCAAGCAGGAGAGCCUGCCCAUCCUUCCCAGCUGGAGGCGGGGGUCUGAAGUCCGGAAAGGGGGCACCCCGCCAUGCCAUCGGCAUCAGGCUGUGUUGUGGGACACUGCCAUCUGAGAAUCCUCCCCCUUCUCUGUACCCAGGGGCGCUGGCCGAAACCCUGCGGUGGAGGUGGGCAGGAGGUCUGUGGGGGCAUGGGGGGAUAGUCUGCAGUAGUGGGGGAUGAUGAGGGUGAUAGUCCAUUCUUGACCAUGCCAAUAGUUGAUGAGUUGUCACCCAUGAGAAGGAGCCCCCAAAGUACUAGGGUCACUUCGGGUCAUCCGCCAGCGAGGUCAAGGGCUAACCGGGCAGAAUGGCGCCGAGCUGUCCACACACACGGAGCGCUUCCCGCGCGGAUCGGAGGGCGAAUCACCCAAACUAAGAUUGAUGGGCAAAUCCAUGAAACUAGUCAGCUGCCGUCCUAUGGUCCGCGGGGCGGCACCGGGAAUGUCUGGCAGGGUUGGCACAUUUUGGGUGGAGUCCGCCUUUAAGGGCUCAUUCACACAACAGUUUUUGCGUCUCGGGUGCGGACCC